Messenger RNA from Apis laboriosa (Himalayan honeybee), 1753 nucleotides. RefSeq names its product 2-aminoethanethiol dioxygenase. The transcript is spliced from 3 exons. Gene Ontology annotation, molecular function: oxidoreductase activity, acting on single donors with incorporation of molecular oxygen, incorporation of two atoms of oxygen. Bases 330 to 1025 code for a protein of 231 amino acids. The record is from RefSeq and is a predicted model, not a curated record. Gene Ontology annotation, cellular component: mitochondrion. Lineage: Eukaryota; Metazoa; Arthropoda; Insecta; Hymenoptera; Apidae.
GCUAUUUCUAAUAAAGUUUGAUAUCGAAUGUAGAGUAUUUUUAGCGAUCGAAUUGAUAAGAGAAUAAAAUUAAUAACGUAUAUUCUUUUAUAAAGAGUGAUGGAGAAAUAAUUAUCAAAAAGUAAGAAACAUAACGAUAUAGUGAAAAAUAAACGUGCGAUUCAUUUAACCUCUAAAUACGAAAUAAUUUUCGACAACAACGAAAAUAAUUUAUACGUAAUAAUCGAAUGCGAUGUUAAAUUUGUUUAUAUUUUUAAAUAUAUUAUUGAUAUAUUAAUAUGAUUUACGAAAGGUAAAUUCAUAAAAAUCGUAUUAGAAAAUAAAUAAACAUGACGGCAGCGAUUAAAACGUUAUGGAAACAAGCGUUAAAUACGUUCGAAGAACGAAGUAACGUAGGAUUUAAACUUUGCCAAAAAAAUUUUGACAAAUUGCGGUAUUUAAUGAAUAAAAUUACGGCUGAAGAUGUAAAUCUGAAUAAACAAAUUCUUGAUUUUAUUCAAGUGCAACAUGCACCGAUGUGGGUUAUCGAUAUAUUUGAAAACAAAGACUUUGCUAUUUCAAUUUUUAUAUUGAAACACGGAUUUACGAUGCCGAUUCAUGAUCAUCCUGGAAUGUAUGGAUUUUUAAAGGUAAUCAGUGGUGUAGUUCAAGUAAAUAAUUAUACUUUAAAAGCAAACGAGGAUCGUACGAUUAGAUUAAACGAAGAAGUCAUGGCAUUUGGACAUAAGCCGAUAUCUUUACAUAGUAAUUCACCUGCUUGUACUCUUACACCGAGAGAUAAAAAUUUGCAUGAAAUUACAUGUAUCGAAGGACCUGCUGCAUUUUUGGAUAUACUUAGUCCGCCGUAUGAUGUGGAUGAAUCUGGAAAGGGUCCAAGACCAUGUACAUUUUUCAAAACUAUUGAUAGUUCUGAAUUAUGUACGGAUUCACCAGAUAUAGUCGAAGAAGUUAAAUUGAUGGUGAUUGAAGGUCCACCGGAUUUCUAUUCUGGAAGUCUUAAAUAUACGGGACCACCAUUAAUGUGACCUCGAGUACCGAGAAAUAUUUUUUGUUCUAUUUGUUAAGAAAUUUUGCAUUUUAUUGUAUUAAUUUACGACUGCGAUUGUAUUAUAAAUUUUUAAGAAUGUUCAAUUUUAAUUGAAUAUAUAUGAUGUUUAUCUCUUGUAUCUUUUUGCGGAUAUACAAGUAUAUGAAUACAUACGUAUUUAAAUGAAUUUCAUAUAUAGAUAUAAAAAUUCUUUAUUUCAAAUAUUUUAUGGUAUUGGUUUAUUUUUAUUUAUUAUUGACUUUAGAUUGAAAUUAAAUAUAAUUUCUAAAGAAUUGAAAGAAAGAAUUUGAUUUUCGUAUACAAAAAAGUUAUCUGUACAAAAUCACAAAUGCGAGAUACAUUAAUGCUUGCAAGAGCAUCUGUUAUCGAUUAUAUCUAUUAUCUAAUUUUAUAAUACCAUCAUCGUUAUAAUAUGUUUGUGCCGAGUGUCGAUUCUUAUUGUAUUAAGUUUCAUAUUUUUACCUUUUCUCCUAUGCUCGCUUGAAUUUUUGAAAUAUCUACUCGCGAUGAUAUCUCCUAAAAUAAGAUUCUUUGCGGACGCUCCCAUGAGCAUUAUUGUAAUUAUAUUACGUUUACUAUUUUGUCGAUAUAUAAAGAUGUAAACGAAAAAUGUAUUAUAUAUUACUGCACUUUAUACGUAAUGGGUGAUAAAAAAAAGCGUAUAAUAGUUAUAAAUAAAAACGAAAAUUUUAUUUGUAUAAAAAA